ACCGCGUGUACAUGUAUGAAGAGUGUCUGUAUGUCUUAUAAAGUACAUCAAGGAUCUCCGUGAAUGAAAGCAUAAUUUAAGAGACUUGUAUCUGUAAGCCAGUGCUGGCUUUAAGUGCGUGGAAAAUGCACAAGAAUUCUACAACUGUGCAUCUGAACGUCAGUGCCACAAAGUACCUGAAGAAACUGAGCAGUGGGAUAUAACAAAGGGAAGAAACCUGACAUCAACCGGAAGAGAGAAAGGUGCGGACCACAAAGCACACACCGAGCUUUAAGGGGCCAAGAUAAACACUUGUCCUCCCCGAGGCCGACAAAGGAGCCCUGAAAUAUGCACGUCGCCUCAAAAUACCUGCAAUGACGCAACAGAGGCCGAGGGCGCCGCCAUCGUCCAGGCUCCCCGUCAAUCCCGUUCAGGGGUCCCGAACACAAGGCCCCUCGCUGGCCGCGCGCUCAAACCGCACGCAGCCCCGCGGCCGGCUUCCCCAAGGAAACAAGCGGACGCGGGCCGGGGGCGGACGGGGCCUCUGCCAGGGCCCCUGCCCCCCACCUGCGCCCGCGCUGUCUAGCCCCAGCCCCCGCUCCUCACCUCCGGGUGGGGCGCCACGGGCGGCAGUGAGGACAACGCGGGCGAAAACCGCGCUCCCCCCCGGACGGGCGUUGCGGGCGUCGCGGCGGGAGCGCGCUGCGCACGGACCCGCCGCGCGUACUCUUCCGGGGGCUUUAGCGGGGCAGGGGCGCCCUCCCGGGGGCUUGAGCCGCACCUUAAUACUUAGAACUACCCUAUGAAGUAGCUUAAGAAGU
Molecule: messenger RNA, 800 nt
Organism: Hyaena hyaena (striped hyena)
Lineage: Eukaryota; Metazoa; Chordata; Mammalia; Carnivora; Hyaenidae
Product: proline-rich proteoglycan 2-like
Exons: 2
Coding region: 354-785 (143 amino acids)
Source: RefSeq, a predicted model, not a curated record